GUUGCGUUGAUCUACUUGCCGUUGUUAUAAAGUACUACAACAUUAAGUGGAAUAUUCCUAACCCCUCCUCCACCUACAUAUUACUCUCAUCGUUGGACACAGCAGCGUCAAAACAGCAUUCUCAUCGAUGCUUCUGCCCACGAUCAGAAGGAGCAGCACCAAGUUAAAAAGCCGACUCGCCUCUCGUUCCCAGCACCUUUCUCAAUCGGUACGACCAUUCGCAACCAUGUCGGCUCUAUCAAACUUCAGGCCUCUCGUCGUUUUCACUGUCGACACGCCUAACGGCCAAAAAGUUACGAAUUUUACCGAGGAGCUGAAGCGAGCAUACGGUAGCAAGACAGGCUUCAAUGUCAAGUACCGCAAGAUUGACAUGAGCGUGAAUGAGCAUAAAGCAGAUUGGUACCUGAAAAUCAAUCCAAAUGGGCGCAUCCCAGCCAUCACAGACCCGAACAGGGGUGACUUUAACGUGUUUGAAACGGCAGCGAUCUUGCUCUACCUGGAGCAGCACUAUGAUCCAGACCACCUGUUCAGCUGGCCGAGCACGGAUCCCAAGGCGGACAACUACAGAUCUGAAGUGAUGCAAUGGAUGUUCUUCGUCCACGGUGGCAUCGGGCCCAUGCAGGGCCAAGCGAACCACUUUGCACGCGCCGCACCGGAAAAGAUUCCGUACGCAAUAAACAGGUACAAGGCCGAGACGCAGCGUCUAUACUCUGUCCUCGACGCGAGAUUGAAGGACCGCGAUUACCUCGUUGGGGAAGGGCGCGGCAAGUUUAGUCUGGCGGACAUGAACGGCUGGACCUGGUGCUACCGGGGUCCGCUCGUAGUACCCGAGGAAGAGAUCCCACAGUCGGUGAAAGCUUGGAUCAAGCGCUGCUGGGACCGACCUGCUUCCAAAAUUGGGAUGGGCGCUACCAACAAUGGAAAACUAGGGGACUGGGCCAAGGGCGCUUGGAGCAAGGAGAGCGGCUUGGCACCAGAGGAGUAGAUUGCCGGCAUACGAGGAAAACAAUGCUUCGUCUUCAUCUUCAUAAGGAACUAGCACCGAAAAUUGGGUGUCGCGAC
This is a messenger RNA of Tilletiaria anomala UBC 951, 1062 nucleotides long. Its product is annotated as glutathione S-transferase. The record is from RefSeq and is a predicted model, not a curated record. The coding region runs from base 227 to 985 and encodes 252 amino acids. The transcript is spliced from 4 exons. Lineage: Eukaryota; Fungi; Basidiomycota; Exobasidiomycetes; Georgefischeriales; Tilletiariaceae.